AUGCCACUGGAUGCAAAUGAUCGCAAGCCAUCACAAUCGUUAGUGAUCUAUUGUGAAUCUCGGAACGAGGUUGGUUGUGAUUGUGAAUCUCAGAAUCCAGUAGGUUGCGAUACUUGGAAGACAGCACAUCCUCAGAUAAUCAGUUACGAAUCAAAGAGGCUAGCAGACUCACCUAAGAUUAUUUGCGCCCCUCAGAUGCGAAAGUUACUAGUUGAUCCUAAAAAAUAUUUGGAUUGGAAGGAGAAGAUUGAAGAAAGUUUUGAUUCCAAAGGGUUAAGUGAUGAGAUAAGAUGUAAAAAUGUUAUUCUCAGGUUUAAUGGAGGAACAUCCAUUUGGUAUGAAGGACUGAAAGCUAGAAGAACUCGUAAAGAAGAAAAGAAGAUCUCUUCAUGGGAAUCUUCAAAGCGUAAACUCAGAUAA
This is a messenger RNA of Lactuca virosa, 420 nucleotides long. NCBI's taxonomy places the organism in Eukaryota, Viridiplantae, Streptophyta, Magnoliopsida, Asterales, Asteraceae. The record is from the annotation of a GenBank genome assembly.